AUGGGUUCAGUCACAGCUUCUGAUAAACCUCAUGUUGUGUUGAUCCCAUACCCAGCUCAAGGCCAUGUGAACCCAAUGCUGAAGCUAGCAAAACUGCUUCACAACAAAGGCUUUUUCGUCUCUUUUGUCAACACCGAGUACAACCAUAAGCGUUUGCUCAGGUCCAGAGGCCCCAACUCUCUUGAUGGCCUCUCUGACUUUCGCUUUGAGACCAUCCCAGAUGGCCUCCCACCAAGUGAUGCUGACGCCACCCAAGACAUCCCCUCUCUCUGUGUUUCCACCACCAAGAACUGCUUGGCUCCCUUUUGCGCCCUCAUCACUAAGCUCAAUGAUCCUUCCUACUCUCCUGGCCCACCUGUGAGCUGUAUUGUGUCUGAUGGUGUCAUGUCCUUCACUCUUGAUGCUGCCGAGAAGUUCGGAGUGCCUGAAGUGGUGUUUUGGACGACAAGCGCAUGUGGCUUUCUCGGGUAUAGGCACUACAGAAACCUUAUUCGAAGAGGCCUCAUACCACUCCAAGAUGAAAGCUGUUUAAGCAAUGGGUACUUAGACACCGUUGUUGACUUCGUUCCUGGAAAGAAGAAAACCAUCCGUCUGAGAGACUUUCCAACUUUCCUCAGAACGACAGACCUGAACGAUAUCAUGCUCAACUUCGUGAGGGUGGAGGCAGAGAGAGCUUCCAGAGCUUCUGCUGUCAUUUUGAACACUUUCGAUGCUUUGGAAAAAGAUGUUCUGGAUGCUCUCUCAGCCACUCUUCCUCCUGUUUACUCCAUCGGUCCUCUUCAGCAUUUGGUUGAUCAGAUUUCAGACGAUAGAUUGAAAUCCAUGGGCUCAAAUCUAUGGAAAGAACAAACAGAUUGUCUCCAAUGGCUCGACUCCAAAGAACCCAACUCAGUCGUGUACGUGAAUUUCGGAAGCAUCACAGUGAUGACAUCCCAACAGCUCACAGAGUUCGCUUGGGGACUAGCUAACAGCAACAAGCCCUUCCUAUGGAUCAUAAGGCCUGAUCUGGUGGUGGGUGACUCAGCGCUUCUGCCACCGGAGUUUGUGACGGAAACGAAAGAUAGAGGCAUGUUAGCAAGCUGGUGCCCGCAAGAGCAAGUGCUGAAGCACCCGGCUAUAGGAGGGUUCUUAACACAUAGCGGCUGGAACUCCACAAGCGAGAGCAUAUGUGGGGGAGUGCCACUGAUUUGUUGGCCAUUCUUCGCCGAGCAACAGACCAACUGUCGCUAUAGUUGCAGUGAAUGGGGGAUAGGGAUGGAGAUUGAUAAUAAUGUGAAGAGGGUGGAAGUGGAAAAGCUUGUGAGAGAGCUGAUGGAUGGGGAGAAGGGGAAGGAGAUGAAGAAGAAGGUGAUGGAAUGGAAGAAGUUGGCAGAAGAGGCCACUAGGCCUGGAGGGUCAUCGUACGACAACUUCAACAAACUGCUGCGUAAUGUGUUGUCAAAGAAGUAG
This is a messenger RNA of Vitis vinifera (wine grape), 1449 nucleotides long. Its product is annotated as UDP-glycosyltransferase 85A2-like. Gene Ontology annotation, molecular function: UDP-glycosyltransferase activity. The record is from RefSeq and is marked provisional. The transcript has 2 exons. Lineage: Eukaryota; Viridiplantae; Streptophyta; Magnoliopsida; Vitales; Vitaceae. Bases 1 to 1449 code for a protein of 482 amino acids.